AUGGAGGAUCGUCCCGCGGGUGGUGGGCCGCCGUGCGAGGGGUCGGCGGAGGAGGAGGCCGAGCUCCAGGGAGCUGCCUGGAGCGGGGACAGCGGCAACGUGUCCCAGAGCCACAGCAGCGCGUCGGGGCCGUGGGAGGACGAGGGCUUAGAGCUGGGCGUGCCGGGCCGCGAUGUGCCGCUGCUGCGUCGCGCCGCCGCGGGCUGCGCCGCCUGCCUGUUGCCGGGAGCCGGGGCGCGGCCCGAGGUCGAGGCCCUGGACGCCAGCCUGGAGGACCUGCUCACCAGAGUGGACGAGUUCGUGGGCAUGCUGGACAUACUGCGCGGAGACUCCUCCCACGUCGUCAGCGAGGGUGUGCCUCGCAUUUACGUGAAGGCCACCGAGAUGCGGCAGGUCUACAGCAAGAUCGACUGGCUCGAGGCCUUCGUGGGAUUGAUUGGCGCCAGCGUGGCCAGGAUGGAGGAGCAGGUGGCCAGGGCGGAGGCCGAGCUGGGCGCUUUCCCCAGCGCCUUCAGGAAACUGCUGCACACGAUCAGCGUGCCCUCCUUCUUCAACAAGGCGCCCUCCAGCAGGCCGCAGCAGAGUGGCUACGAGCCGCCCGUCCUGUUCCGGACCGAAGACCACUUUCCCUGUUGCAUUGAGAGACCCCAGAUCUGA
Molecule: messenger RNA, 657 nt
Organism: Zalophus californianus (California sea lion)
Lineage: Eukaryota; Metazoa; Chordata; Mammalia; Carnivora; Otariidae
Product: biogenesis of lysosome-related organelles complex 1 subunit 4-like
Cellular component (GO): BLOC-1 complex
Source: RefSeq, a predicted model, not a curated record